Messenger RNA from Trichoderma harzianum CBS 226.95, 1218 nucleotides. RefSeq lists its product as hypothetical. Lineage: Eukaryota; Fungi; Ascomycota; Sordariomycetes; Hypocreales; Hypocreaceae. The transcript is spliced from 3 exons. The record is from RefSeq and is a predicted model, not a curated record. The coding region runs from base 1 to 1218 and encodes 405 amino acids.
AUGGCAGAGGAAACUCCAUCAGUUCUGCCGGGUCUGCCGGGCUUCAACGCCGACAACCUUCAGCCAUGGACCGUGCAAGUAACGGCGUCCAUGACUGUCCUGGCUGUUGUUUGUGUCAUCUUGCGCAUCAUCAGUCGUCGGCUCAGACAACAGUCUUUGGGAUGGGAUGACCGCAUGAUUAUAUUCUCACUGGGAUGGUAUCUCGUGGUUGUUGGCUUCAUCUUUGCCAUGUACGACAAUGGCAUGGGCCUCCAUGCUGACAAGGUUGAGCCUGCGAGGAUUGUCAUGAUGGCAAAGUGGCUGCUGGUGGCCGAAAUCCUCUACGCCUGGAACCUUGGCUGGACCAAGAUCAGUCUAUUGCUCAUGUACUAUCGCAUUUUCCAUGUGCCAUACUUCAAGAAGAUGGCCUGGGCGGUCGGUGGUUUCGUCAUGGCUUGGGUCGUUUGCAUUACUUUCCUCUUCAUCUUCAUCUGCACGCCCGUACAGAAGCUGUGGUACCCUGAUCUCCCUGGCCACUGCAUCAACCAGGUCGGCACUUGGAUCGCCAAUGCCUCGUCAACCAUCUUUACCGAUCUCGCCAUCCUGUUCCUGCCUAUCCCCCAGAUCUGGAAACUUCAGCUGAGGACAACGGAGAAGAUGGGGUUGACCUUUGCCUUUGGCUUGGGUUUCUUCGUCGUUUUUGCCUCGGCUUACCGUACCUCGGUGCUUUUCACGUACACAAACAGCGAUCCCACUUACACCCUGGCACCAACCGUCGGCUGGACAGUCAUCGAAGUUUCUGCCGGUAUCGUUUCGGCCUGUCUUCCCACUCUACUACCUGUUCUUCGACUCUUCGCCAGAAGCAUCGGCAUCAAGCGUAACUUUCUGUCCCCGAACCGAGGAACCAGCGGCGCCAAGUCUUCCAACCUCAACAAGUCGAACUUGAGCGGCCCCAGCCAGAACAAGAGCGUCAAUGGUCUCGCCGGAGAGUCGAAGCGCAGGGCGAGCGGCAGUGCCUUCUACCGCCUGGAUGACGAAACUGAGUCCGACGGCAGCCUCAACACUGGAUCUCAGCCGGUCGUGAUGAACUCUCAAUUUAGACCUGACACGAAAGGGUAUACACACACUGUUAAAACCUCCUGGAUGAACGAACCUCCGGCUGACGAUACAAGGGACGAUAUACCACUGCACGGAAUCCGAGUGCAGACGGAGUUUCGGCAGUCCACCUCGCCGAGGUAG